Molecule: messenger RNA, 487 nt
Organism: Hippocampus comes (tiger tail seahorse)
Lineage: Eukaryota; Metazoa; Chordata; Actinopteri; Syngnathiformes; Syngnathidae
Product: ceramide glucosyltransferase-B-like
Exons: 2
Coding region: 41-283 (80 amino acids)
Biological process (GO): glucosylceramide biosynthetic process
Cellular component (GO): membrane
Molecular function (GO): ceramide glucosyltransferase activity
Source: RefSeq, a predicted model, not a curated record
UGUGUGUGCGGGUGUGGGUGUGUGUGCCUGUAGGUGGGACAUGAUGGUGUUCUUCAUGUGUCAUUGUCUGGCGUGGUUCAUCGCUGACUAUGUCCAACUCACCGGAGUUCAGGGCGGGCCGCCGAACUUCUCCAAGCUGGACUUUGCGGUGGCGUGGUUCAUCCGCGAGUCCAUGGCGGUGCAGAUCUUCCUUUCGGCGCUUUGGGAUCCCACCAUCAGCUGGCGGACCGGCCGGUACCGGCUCCGAUGCGGCGGCACUGCCGAGGAGAUCCUGGACGUUUAGCCGGCGUCGCAGAGACUCGUGUGUAUUUUUUUAUGACUAUUUAUGUUCAUUUUGGUGCUAACGUUAAUGAAGAAGCAGCGGGAUGACAGCGGAGCCCUGCGGCACUCCCGGUUUCCAUGGAAACACUCUAGCGUUAAGGUGAUGCGAGACGACGCCACCAAAGCGUUCCAAUCAGGAGGUGGCGCUAUCAGCUAUCUUUUUGUU